UGCUUCCACCAGAUUAAGUGUGCUACGAGAGGACCAGCUGCCCUCUGGGUUCCCCACCAUAGAUAUGGGUCCCCAGCUGAAAGUGGUGGAGCGUUCUCGGACUGCCACCAUGCUUUGUGCUGCUAGCGGCAACCCUGACCCGGAAAUUACCUGGUUCAAGGAUUUCCUGCCAGUCAACACAUCCAAUAACAAUGGACGAAUCAAGCAGCUCCGCUCAGAGUCCUUUGGUGGCACGCCCAUACGAGGUGCACUCCAGAUAGAGAUGAGUGAAGAGUCAGACCAGGGGAAGUAUGAGUGUGUUGCCACCAACAGUGAUGGGACACGCUACUCCACCCCAGCUAACCUGUAUGUCAGAGAGCUGCGAGAAGUACGUCGUGUCCCCCCUCGCUUCUCCAUACCCCCAGCAGACAGCGAGAUCAUGCCAGGGGGGAACGUCAACAUCACCUGUGUGGCUGUGGGCUCCCCCAUGCCGUAUGUGAAGUGGAUGCUGGGAGCUGAAGACCUGACCCCCGAGGAUGACAUGCCCAUUGGCCGUAAUGUCCUCGAACUGACUGAUGUGCGCCAGUCCAACAAUUACACUUGCGUUGCCAUGUCAACGCUUGGCGUGAUUGAGGCAGUGGCACAGAUCAUUGUGAAAGCUCUUCCAAAGGCUCCUGGCACCCCUGUGGUGACGGAGAGAACUGCAACAAGCAUUACUCUCACCUGGGAUUCUGGCAACCCUGAACCUGUCUCCUACUAUAUCAUACAGCACCGUGCCAAGGGCUCCGAAGACCCAUAUAAAGAGAUUGAUGGCAUUGCCACGACGCGCUACAGUGUGGGCGGCCUCAGCCCUUACUCCCACUAUGACUUCCGUGUGGCAGCCAUUAACACCAUUGGACAGGGCCCCUCCAGCGAGGUGGUUGAGGCUCGGACAGCUGAGCAGGCCCCCUCCUCCCCUCCACGACAGGUCAGAGGUCGUAUGCUGAGCACCACAACAGCAAUCAUCCACUGGGAUGAACCAGAGGAACCUAACGGACAAGUUGUUGGUUACAGAGUCUACUACACCUCAGAUAACACACUGCCAGUCAACCAGUGGGAGAAGCAGAUGGUGCGCAGCGCCAACUUUAUCACUAUCCAGGGUUUGACACCAAAUAAGACUUAUUAUAUCAGGGUGCUAGCCUUCACCUCUGUAGGGGACGGACCUCUGUCCCAGGACCUGCAGAUCAUAGCCAAGACUGGAGUUCCAUCUCAACCUUCAGAAUUUAAGGGGGAGGCAAAGUCUGAGACCAGUAUCCUGUUGUCCUGGGUGGCUCCACCCCAGGGCGGCCCUGACAACCAGAUCACAGGAUAUGAGCUGGUUUACCGACGAGCUGAUGACACAGAGGAGAAGAAAGUGAGCUUUGAGCCAACCACUUCGUACAUGUUGAAGAACCUGAAGCCUUUCUCCACGUACACCUUCCAGCUUGCUGCCAGAAGCAAACAUGGAAUUGGUGCAUAUACCAACGAAGUGUCCAUCGACACGCCACAGACGCUUUUUGCCACCAACUUCAGAGUAAAGGCUGCCAUGAAGAACUCUGUCCUGCUGUCCUGGGAGAUCCGAGACAAAAACCCUGCCCAGCCUUUCACUAUCCUUUAUGGAAAGGGCCUGUCUGUGGAAGUGGAUGGGAAGCAGACACAGAAGCUGAUCACUGGCUUGGAGCCUGACACCCAGUACUCCUUUCUGCUCACCAACCGGGCCAACAGCGCUGGGGGCCUGCAGCACCGUGUCACCGCCACCACUGCUCCAGAUAUCCUGAAAACUAAGCCCACUGUGGUGGGAAAGACCAAUGCUGAUGGCAUGGUGACUGUGCAGCUACCGACUGUGCAGACCACAGCUAAAGUCAGGGGUUACUAUGUGGUGGUUGUGCCACUGAAGAAGCAGCGAGGAGGAAAGUUCUUGAAUCCCUGGGAGGAGCCUGACCAAAUGAACAUGGAUGAGCUCCUGAAAGAGAUCAACAGGACCAGUGUCAGUCGUGCCCUCCGCGUCCGCAGACAAACUGGCCAAUCUGAUCCCAAAGCUUAUGUCACUGCUCACUUUAAAUUCCUCCCCUUGGAGUUCACCCUCGGUGACGGGCGAAACUACGGAGACUUCCGCAAUCGUCCACUGCAGAACGGACAAGAAUAUGUUUUCUUUGUGCUUGCACUGCUAGACCUCUCUGAGAAUACCAUGUUCGCCACCAGCCCUUAUUCUGAUCCCGUAACCUCAUCGGAUGUGGAUCCUCAGCCAAUCAUUGACGAGGAGGAGGGGCUGCUGUGGGUGGUGGGUCCUGUGCUGGCUGUCAUCUUCAUCGUCUGCAUUGUGAUCGCCAUUCUCCUCUUUAAGAGGAAAAGGGCUGAGGCAGAGGGCAGGAAGGGCAGUUUUCCCUGCAGCAAAGCCAUGUCGUCACACCAUCCCACCGAUCCCGUGGAGCUACGCAGAAUCAACUUCCAGACUCCAGGCAUGGCAAGUCACCCACCCGUCCCCAUCUCUGAGCUGGCAGAUCACAUCGAGCGCCUCAAGGCAAACGACAAUCUCAAGUUCUCUCAAGAGUACGAGUCUGUCGACCCCGGUCAGCAGUUCACGUGGGAGAACUCCAACUUGGAGGUCAACAAACCAAAGAACCGCUAUGCUAACGUCAUUGCCUAUGAUCACUCCAGGGUUAUACUCUCCAGUAUUGAGGGUGUCCCCGGCAGUGACUACAUCAACUCUAACUAUAUUGAUGGCUACCGCCGUCAGAAUGCCUACAUCGCCACUCAGGGCUCCCUCCCUGAGACCUUUGGGGACUUCUGGAGGAUGGUCUGGGAGCAGCAUACAGCCAACAUUAUUAUGAUGACCAAACUGGAAGAGAAGUCACGGGUGAAGUGUGAUCAGUACUGGCCAACGCGGGGCACAGAGACCUACGGCCUCAUCCAGGUCACGCUGCUUGACACAGUGGAACUGGCUACCUACUCUGUCAGGACCUUCGCUCUUUACAAGAGUGGCUCCAAUGAGAAGCGUGAGGUUCGUCACUUCCAGUUCACAGCCUGGCCAGACCAUGGGGUACCAGAACACCCCACACCCUUCCUGGCCUUCCUACGCAGGGUCAAGGCCUGCAACCCUCCAGACGCAGGACCCAUGGUUGUCCAUUGCAGUGCUGGAGUGGGCCGCACAGGCUGCUUCAUUGUGAUCGACGCCAUGACGGAGCGAAUCAAGCAUGAGAAGACCAUUGACAUCUAUGGCCAUGUCACGCUGAUGCGCUCCCAGAGGAAUUACAUGGUCCAAACGGAGGACCAGUACAUCUUCAUUCACGAUGCGCUGCUGGAAGCCGUGACCUGUGGGACCACAGAGGUCCCCGCUAGGAACCUGUACUCGUACAUCCAGAGGCUGACGCAGAUUGAACCUGGAGAGAAUGUCACCGGCAUGGAGCUGGAGUUCAAGCGUCUCGCCAGUGCCAAGGCCCACACAUCACGGUUUGUGAGUGCCAACCUGCCAUGCAACAAGUUCAAGAAUCGGCUGGUGAACAUCAUGCCCUACGAGACUACUCGUGUCUGUCUGCAGCCGAUCAGAGGAGUGGAGGGAUCCGACUAUAUCAACGCCAGCUUCAUUGAUGGAUACAGGCAGCAGAAGGCCUACAUAGCAACCCAAGGCCCACUGGCUGAGACCACAGAGGACUACUGGAGGAUGUUAUGGGAACACAACUCCACCAUAGUUGUUAUGCUAACCAAACUGAGAGAAAUGGGACGGGAGAAGUGUCACCAAUACUGGCCUGCAGAGCGCUCAGCCAGGUACCAGUACUUUGUGGUGGAUCCCAUGGCCGAGUACAAUAUGCCCCAAUACAUCCUCCGAGAGUUCAAAGUCACUGAUGCCAGAGAUGGCCAAUCACGGACAGUUCGCCAGUUCCAGUUCACUGAUUGGCCAGAGCAAGGAGUGCCAAAGUCAGGGGAAGGAUUCAUUGAUUUCAUUGGUCAAGUGCACAAAACUAAAGAACAGUUUGGCCAGGAUGGGCCAAUUACUGUGCAUUGCAGUGCUGGAGUGGGGAGAACUGGUGUGUUCAUAACCCUGAGCAUCGUGCUGGAGAGGAUGAGGUACGAGGGAGUGGUGGACAUCUUCCAGACUGUGAAGAUGCUGCGCACCCAGAGACCUGCCACCGUUCAAACAGAGGACCAGUACCAGUUCUGCUACCGGGCCAGUCUGGAGUACCUGGGAAGCUUUGAUCACUAUGCAACAUAA
This is a messenger RNA of Scomber japonicus (chub mackerel), 4207 nucleotides long. RefSeq names its product protein tyrosine phosphatase receptor type Db (gene ptprdb). Gene Ontology annotation, molecular function: protein binding; protein tyrosine phosphatase activity. The record is from RefSeq and is a predicted model, not a curated record. Gene Ontology annotation, biological process: protein dephosphorylation. The transcript is spliced from 31 exons. The coding region runs from base 65 to 4207 and encodes 1380 amino acids. Lineage: Eukaryota; Metazoa; Chordata; Actinopteri; Scombriformes; Scombridae.